AGGAGGGUAGAUAGGAGGGUAGAGGGUGGAGGUUGGCGGGUAGUGGCUGGAUGCAGCCUGACCGCACCGACAGGCUGUUUACAGCUUGCAUCCUCCUUCAGUCUGACGCGAAAGCUGAAAACGUGCACAUCUAAAUGUCACUUUCAAAAGCAUCUCGCAGAAUUUUGCUGUCCGAAAAUUCUGUUUUGAAAGCGAAACUACUAAAUAGGAACCAUAGGGCGUGGAUUCAUGAUUAUAAUGUACAAAGAACAACGGACGGUGAAUUUGUUAGGGUUUAUAAGGAGCUUAGGAACCACAGUGACAAGUUUUAUAAUUACUUGCGGAUGAGCAAAGAAUUGUUUGAUUUACUUUUUUUCAAAGUGCAAAAGUUUCUGCAUCAUGUGACAACAAACUUCAGAGAAACAAUCUCUGCUGAACAACGACUAGUAAUUACAUGCAGAUAUCUGGCUUCCGGGGAGUCCUUCAGUUCGUUGGCAUUGAGAUUUAAGAUGGGCAAGACAACUAUUGCUGAGAUCGUCCAUGACACCUGCCGAGUUAUAUGGGAUAUUUUAAAAGAUGAUUAUCUACCCGCCCCAAAAAAAGAAAUGUGGCUUUCUGUGGCUGAAAAUUUUGAAAAGAAAUGGAAUUUCCCCAACUGUUUCGGGUGCAUAGACGGCAAACACGUAAGAAUAAAGUGUCCUGCCAACAGUGGAUCGCAGUACCACUGUUAUAAACAGUUCUUUUCAAUUUUACUGCAGGCUGUAGUCGAUGCAGAUGGAAGGCUUAUUGCUGUCGACAUUGGCACUCCGGGGAGACAAAGUGAUGGAGGAAAUUUUAGAUCGUCGAAUUUGUUCCGUUUACUUGAAGCUGGAGAACUGAACGUGCCAGAAUGCAGACCUCUUCCAUCUACAAAUACGACAGUUCCAUUUGUCUUGUUAGGAGAUGAAGGCUACCCCUUAUUGUCAUACCUGAUGCGACCUUACCCGCAAAGAGAUUUAGAUGAUCGGAAGAGAGUGUUUAACUACAGGUUAAGUCGUGCGCGAAAUAGUGUUGAAUGUACAUUUGGCAUCAUGGCUGCAAAGUGGAGACUGUUAAAUAAGGCAAUUGAAUCGAAUGUUUCUAAUGCUGUACAAAUAGUUAAAGCUAUUUGCAUCCUACAUAACUUCGUUCUGACACACGAAAGAGAUGUGUACGAGAAAAUGUAUGCCGCGGUGUCCCUAACUUUCAGCCUGUGCAUCACCGAUUCACCACAACAGCAUUAAGAACCAGAGAUCACUUAACGGAUUACUUCAAUGGCGUGGGUUCAGUCCCAUGGCAGGAAGAUUAUGCUCUCCCACAGAACAUUGUGCGCCGCCACAACAGAAACCAAAAUCUUAACAACUUUUCAGUUACAUAAUUUGUUGUGUUUUUAAGAUUCAAUUAGGGCUAAAGUUAUUUUAUGUAGUAUUUGUCUUGAAAUUUAAUGGCUGAAGUGAUAACAAUGGUCUGGGUAAGUUAAAAACAAAGUCAACAGGCAUUACAAUUUAAUAAACAUUGCAGAACAGACAUAUGGAGCAACGUAUGUUCAAAGAAAAUUGUACUUGACACUGUAAAUUAAAAUACGAAUAAAGAU
Messenger RNA from Bacillus rossius redtenbacheri, 1591 nucleotides. RefSeq lists its product as uncharacterized. Bases 135 to 1241 code for a protein of 368 amino acids. The record is from RefSeq and is a predicted model, not a curated record. The transcript has 2 exons. Lineage: Eukaryota; Metazoa; Arthropoda; Insecta; Phasmatodea; Bacillidae.